CAUCGAUGUUAAAAUCGAUGUUUCUCACCUCUACUAGCGUGCGCGUAUUUUACAAUUAAAAAAAAUUGGCGAAGCGACUCGAUUUUCGGCAAACAAAAAGCGAAGAAGAAGAGGAGGCAAGCGAAAAUAAGUAAGCGUGUGUGUGUGCGUCUCGAGAGCGAGCCAAAGAGCGAGCGUGCUUGUGUAUUUUGCACCCAACACGAGAGAGAUAGAGAGACGAAGCGUGUGCUCGUGAGUGUGUGUGUGUGUGUGAAGGGACGCCGCUAAAAAAGGCGCAGAAAAGAAAACCGAAGAAGGAUUUUCUUUAUUCGUUUGCUAAUUAAAUACAGGCCGGAAAAAAACAAGGAAAAAUGGAGGAAGUUGCUGUAAAGAAACGCGGCCGACCGCCAAAGGCAGGCAGCGGUGGUAGAUCCUCCUCGGCGGCGGCGUCGGCGGCAUCUUCGCCGGGCGCCAAAAAGCGCGGUCGUCCCGCCAAGAACAAGGGAUCGAAUUUAUCAGGCGGCGGUGGAGGAGGAGGUCAGCGGGGUCGUCCGCCCAAGGCGUCCAAAAUCCAAAACGACGACGAUCAGGAUGAGGACGAGGUGGAGGAGGUGGAAAAGGAGGGCGAGGAGGGCUCCGACAACGAGGUGGCCAACAACCGCUCUCCCUCCCCCUCCCCCUCUCCGCCGGCCAAGGGCAGGGGUCGUCCCAGGAGCAUUGGAGGAGGCGGCGGCGGUGGUGGUAGCGAUGCAGCCAAGUCGCCUGGUUCCGCCAAAAAACGCAAGGCCGGCAGGCCCAAGAAGCACCAGCCCAGCGAUAGCGAGGAGGAAGACAACCAGGAUAACGACGAUGAUGAUAGCAGCGUUGAGGAACCUCGGCAGGUAGGCCGGCCAUCCGCUGGAUCCGUCAACCUAAACAUAUCGCGCUCGGGACGCGGCCAGGGAAGACCCAAGAAGCGGGCACAGGGUGACGAUUACAAUGGCGAUGGUGAUGAUGAGCCACCAGUGCCCAAGAAGCGUGGUCGUCCGCCACAGAACAAGUCGGGCGGCAGCAGCGGUGGCAACAACGCCUACGUGCCCACCGGUCGUCCACGCGGUCGCCCAAAGGCCAAUGCCGCUCCCGCCGCCGAGAAACAGGUGGCCGAGGAUAAUGGCGAUGAUGAGGACGACGAUAACUCCGUGGAGGAGGUGCAAUCCUCGCCGGAGAAGACGGCAGUGGCGCCAAAGAAGCGCGGACGUCCCUCACUUACCGCCGGCAAGGCGCCCAAGGAGGGAACUCCCAAGCCACGUGGUCGCCAACCCAAGGCCACUAGCGAUGAUGCAGAUGAUGCCGAUUCCACCGACCAGGGCGAGCACAACAACAGCAAGAAGGAGUUGAACGAUGAGGGACGUCGUACGGAUGGCACACCAACCAAAGGAGAUGGCCUCAAGUGGAGCUCCGAUGGCGACAAUGAUGCCAACGAGGAAUAUGUUUCGGAUGUCUACAACGAUGCCGAAUCGGUAGCUGCCUAAAAAUUAAAACAAAACAAAAAACAUUUCCAUACCCAACCCAUCCCUUAAGGUCAACAUAAAAUGAAUAUUGAAAAAAAUAAGAAAACCCAUUAUCUGCGAAUAAGAAAUAAGACCACAAAAUACAAAAAGAAAAACCAGGACAGGACCUUCUGGACUUUCGUGAACCUUCCCAUCCUUAAACAACAAACAUUAACUACAUACAUAUUCCGAUUUAUUGCUGAGAAAACGAAAAGACGUUUACCACACUCCUCUGUAAUGAAGUGUAAUUUGGAAGAACGAUUUCUAAUUUGAUUGCAAUUUUCAAAUAAAUAACAUAUAUGUAUUAGAGUA
Molecule: messenger RNA, 1820 nt
Organism: Drosophila subpulchrella
Lineage: Eukaryota; Metazoa; Arthropoda; Insecta; Diptera; Drosophilidae
Gene: D1
Product: chromosomal protein D1
Exons: 3
Coding region: 351-1490 (379 amino acids)
Molecular function (GO): DNA binding
Source: RefSeq, a predicted model, not a curated record